GGGAGAGUGGCAGGCGGACUCGCCGCGCGGCUAGGGGCGGGGCGCCGCAGUGCCGUAGUAGCGGGCAGCGGGGACGCACUGCUUUGGGGCCGAGGAUCCGCUGGCAGGCGCAGGACCCCGGCUCUGCCUAGCCCCAGCGCGGCCGCCCCGGCCCCGCGGCGCCCUCCCGGGAGAGGGGGCUGCUUCCCUUCUUGAGAGGGCUACGCCGGCGGGAAGGAGCCCAGACCGCAGCCUCCGUCCCCCUUCGGUCUCUCGGUUCCUCUUUCCUCCCAAGUAAGGGAAUAAGCCCCGAGGAAGGAGCGCCCCGGGGAACCGCGCAACCAAGUGUUGCAUGGUGAGGAGGAGACAGGAUUUCUGACGACAUUGACUACGGAUAGAAGCAUGCUGUUGGAACACUAGCACAGGCCUUCUUGCAUCUGCUGAAAGGGGCCCACCACCACCAGAGACCCGAGGGUCCUCAGAGUCUCCCGAAGGGCCAGUGCAUCACCUUCCUGCAAUGAGCCAGGCCCUGGGCUGGGCCUCAGUUUCACCCUGGUGACCAGAACUCCAUUGCCUGCCUCAAGCACUCACACCCAGCUUAAAGAUGAGUGAAGAACGGUGGGUCUCCCUCACGCCGGAAGAAUUUGACCAACUCCAGAAAUAUUCAGAGUAUUCUUCCAAGAAGAUAAAGGAUGUCUUGGCUGAAUUUAAUGAGGGUGGAAGCCUCAAACAAUAUGACCCACAUGAGCCAAUUAGCUACGAUGUCUUCAAGCUGUUCAUGAGGGCAUACUUGGAGGUGGACCUUCCUCAGCCACUGAGCACGCACCUCUUCCUGGCCUUCAGCCAGAAGCCCAGACAGGAGACCCCUGACCACCCAACAGAGGGGGCCAGCAAUGAGGCCAGUGGCCCAGAUACCAACAUACAGAAUGUGGAUAAUGCUGCCAAAGCAGAUGAGGCCUGUGCCCCUGAUACAGAAUUGAAGAUCACUGAGAAGCAAGAGCCAGCUAAAGACCAAGUGGCUGCAACCCCCUUGGGAAACCCUGUUGCUCCAUCUCCAGGCUCGGAAUCCCCCAUAGUGUACCUGAAGGAUGUUGUGUGUUACCUGUCCCUGCUGGAGACGGGGAGACCUCAGGAUAAGCUGGAAUUCAUGUUUCGUCUCUAUGAUUCGGAUGAGAACGGUCUCCUGGACCAAGCGGAAAUGGAUCGUAUUGUCAACCAGAUGCUUCACAUUGCCCAGUAUCUGGAGUGGGAUCCCACAGAGCUGAGACCUAUACUGAAGGAGAUGUUGCAGGGGAUGGACUAUGACCGGGACGGCUUUGUGUCUCUAGAGGAAUGGGUCCAUGGAGGGAUGACCACCAUCCCACUGCUGGUCCUGCUGGGCAUGGACGACUCUGGCUCCAAGGGGGACGGGAGGCACGCCUGGACCAUGAAGCACUUCAAGAAGCCCACCUACUGCAACUUCUGCCACAUCAUGCUGAUGGGCGUUCGGAAGCAAGGCCUGUGCUGCGUCUACUGCAAGUACACUGUCCAUGAACGCUGUGUCUCCAAAAACAUUCCUGGAUGUGUCAAAACAUACUCAAAAACCAAAAGGGGUGGUGAGGUGAUGCAGCACGCGUGGGUGGAAGGGAACUCUUCCGUCAAGUGUGACCGGUGCCACAAAAGUAUCAAGUGCUACCAGAGCGUCACCGCGCGGCACUGCGUGUGGUGCCGGAUGACGUUUCACCGCAAAUGUGAAUUAUCAACGUUGUGUGAUGGUGGGGAACUCAGAGACCAUAUUUUGCUGCCUACUUCAAUAUGUCCUGUGACGCGGGACAGGCAAGGUGGGAAGUCUGAUGGCAGUGUGUCAGCCAAGACUGAACUUGUGACGCAGUAUAAGAUCAUUCCCACCCCGGGUACCCACCCCCUGCUGGUCUUGGUGAACCCCAAGAGUGGAGGGAGACAAGGAGAAAGAAUUCUUCGGAAAUUCCACUAUCUGCUCAACCCCAAACAAGUUUUCAACCUGGACAAUGGGGGGCCUACCCCAGGGUUGAACUUUUUCCGUGAUACUCCAGACUUUCGUGUUCUGGCCUGCGGAGGAGAUGGGACAGUCGGCUGGAUUUUGGAUUGCAUUGAUAAGGCCAACUUCGCGAAACAUCCACCGGUGGCGGUCCUGCCUCUCGGAACAGGAAAUGACCUGGCCCGCUGUCUCCGCUGGGGAGGAGGUUAUGAAGGGGGCAGCUUGACAAAAAUCCUGAAGGACAUCGAGCAGAGCCCCUUGGUGAUGCUAGACCGUUGGCAUCUGGAAGUCAUCCCCAGAGAGGAGGUGGAGAAUGGGGACCAAGUCCCGUACAACAUCAUGAACAACUAUUUCUCCAUUGGUGUGGAUGCUUCCAUUGCACACAGAUUCCACGUGAUGAGAGAGAAACACCCUGAAAAAUUCAACAGCAGGAUGAAGAACAAGCUGUGGUACUUUGAAUUUGGCACCUCAGAGACCUUUGCUGCCACCUGUAAGAAGCUCCACGACCACAUAGAGUUGGAGUGUGACGGGGUUGGGGUGGACCUGAGCAACAUCUUUCUUGAAGGCAUUGCCAUUCUCAACAUUCCCAGCAUGUACGGGGGCACCAAUCUCUGGGGAGAAACCAAGAAGAACCGGGCUGUGAUCCGGGAAAGCAGAAAAGUUGUCACUGACCCCAAGGAACUGAAAUUCUGCGUGCAAGACCUCAGUGACCAGCUCCUUGAAGUGGUGGGGCUAGAGGGAGCCAUGGAGAUGGGGCAGAUCUACACUGGCCUGAAGAGUGCGGGCAGGAGGCUAGCCCAGUGCUCCUCUGUCACCAUCAGGACAAACAAGCUGCUGCCAAUGCAAGUGGACGGGGAGCCCUGGAUGCAGCCCCCUUGCACGAUUAAAAUUACUCACAAGAAUCAAGCGCCUAUGAUGAUGGGCCCUCCCCAGAAGAGCAGCUUCUUUUCACUGAGGAGGAAGAGCCGUUCAAAAGACUAAACAAUACGCCAAAUGCCAGUUAAACCAAGAGAGAAAACAAGAGACUGUAACACACACACACACACACACACACACGCACACAGGCACACUCAUCUCUAACCAGUGGAAGCAAAGCCACCCAUCAGGAAGAAAUCUUCAUCUUGCCCUACAUUCUCUCUGCUUCAACAAUGGACACACCCCAACAGAUCCAGCACCAACAGAAAAUUCUGAAUGGACUUAGGGCCCACCAGGGUGUGGUUGGCUCAUACGGCAACCUCCACAUUCCCAGAAGGCCAUGAGUGGGACUUUCUGAGACUGAAGGAGAAAUCCCCCCUUUCUUCCCACCAGUCCUGCAAGUUCCCUCAUGGACGCUCGCAAGAAGCAGGCUGCAGGUUUCUUGCCUAUGUUGAGAUCGGAUGCGGCCAAGGAAAAGAGCUCCCAUUCCAGAGAAUUUACACAAAGGUCCCUCUGUACAGGGACAGACGGCCUCCAGCUCUCAGAGCACAACCCUUGGCAGGGCUCGGCAAGCUCACGUUGGUUUCUUAGGCGUCCUUCAAGCGGCAACUUCUCCCUGAACUUGCUGAGGAGGCAGAAAGGCUGUGGAAAGCUGUGUUUCCAUUCUUGGUUCUCCACGCUGUCAGUGGGCACUUGUUAUUUUCCCAAAGCUUUCUCCUGGUGGCUGUGUGUUUGUUUAGAGACGGCUCCAAGAGCCCCCAGAGCUGCCUUCACAGCACACCUUAGAUGUGGUAUUUAUUUUCUUAGUUCUGUGAACACCUGGGAGGGAAAGCAGAGAAACUGGGAUUUAUUUUUCAAAUUGGUGUCAUAAUAUUGUGUAAAAAGGGAAGGAAAAAAAAAAAAAAACCACCCCCAGUUUCUUUCUUUUUCAAGCCAAAACGUGUUUCCUGUUUGAGUUCCAAGCCCUGGUGGCAGACUAUUCCUGAAGGCAGAGAAGAGGAUAAGGAAGGGCCUUUUGCUCAGAAGACCAGGAGACAACCCAUCAGGUGGUUCCCACCUGCCUCUUUGGACCUAUGACUCCCAGAGCCUGGCCUGAGAGCCCUUCUGAUGGUCUUAUGUGUGUACAUAUAUGUAGCAUAUAUAUAUAUAU
Mustela lutreola (European mink) is the source of this 4040-nucleotide messenger RNA. It is a transcript of the gene DGKG, whose product is annotated as diacylglycerol kinase gamma. Gene Ontology annotation, biological process: lipid phosphorylation; intracellular signal transduction; diacylglycerol metabolic process. Gene Ontology annotation, molecular function: calcium ion binding; ATP-dependent diacylglycerol kinase activity. Bases 584 to 2956 code for a protein of 790 amino acids. The transcript has 25 exons. Gene Ontology annotation, cellular component: plasma membrane. The record is from RefSeq and is a predicted model, not a curated record. NCBI's taxonomy places the organism in Eukaryota, Metazoa, Chordata, Mammalia, Carnivora, Mustelidae.